CAUGCUGUAGUAUGUCUCCGUCCUUCCUCUCUCUGCUCAGAGUGAGCUGCUCUCUCCUGGUUUAUUUUGAGGUGGUCUUAUCACAGCUGCUGUAUCAGCGGUGGCCGUCUGUCCGAAACCCUUCGGCACUCUUUCCCUUUUUCUUUUCUGGACCUUUGUCCUGCUACUUGCUCAGAAUUAUGGAUGCUUGUCAGGAGAGCUGCCCUGCCCCCACUGGUCCUGGAGCAUCUCCGGCCAAGGAUCGCCACAUUGACCUGACAGAGGACCUGGCCCAACAGCUGGAGGACAUCAUUAGCACCUACCAGGCAUCACAGAUUCCAGCUGAGUCAGAGGACAUUGAGGAGGUCACAGCUGCCAAAGAGCCAGAUGCACGCAAGGACCAGAAACUAGAGAAGAAAAUGCUCAAAAAUUUAGGUAAGGAGGCCAUGCUGCUGAUGCAAAGUUUGAACAAACUCGACACUCCAGAGCAGAAACUAGAAACCAUCAUUAAGAAGCACGCUGAGCUGCUGGAGGAGCAUCGCAGUGAUCAGAAGCAGAUGAAGACUCUGCAAAAGAAGCUGCUCCAAGUGAUGAAAGAGAAGGAUCAGCUGCAGAACGAACACAGUCGGGCAGUGCUGGCUCGCAGCAAACUGGAGGGGCUCUGCAGGGAGCUGCAAAGACACAACAAGACUUUAAAGGAGGAGACACUGCAGAGGUGCAGAGAAGACGACUUAAAGAGGAAAGAGAUCACCACCCAUUUCCAGGGGACUCUGACUGAGAUCCAAGCCCAGAUAGAGGAGCACAGCAGCCGCAACACCAAGCUGUGUCAGGAGAACAGCGCUCUGGCAGAAAAACUCAAGGCCCUCAUUGCACAAUACGACCAGCGAGAGGCGAACCUGGAAAAGGUUUUCAAGCACAGAGACCUGAAGGAGAAGCUGUUGGAAACCAAGCUCGAGCAGGCGAACCUGAUCCUGAAGGAGGCCGAGGGGAAGCACAAGCUGGAGAAAGAGCUUCUGCUUAAACAAGUGGCGGAGUAUAAGCUGCAGCUGAAUGGCCUGAAGGAGCAAGAAACUGACAUGAGAAGUCAGCUUGACAUGUACUCCAAAAAGUUUGAUGAGUUCCAAGGUACGGUGUCAAAGAGCAACACUGUGUACAGCAGCUUCAAACAGGACAUGGACAAGAUGGCCAAGAAAAUGAAGAAGCUGGAGAAAGAGUGCCAUUCAUGGAAGGCUCGCUUUGACGGCUGCAACAAGAGUCUGAUUGAUAUGGUGGCUGAUAGAACGAUCAAAGAAAAAGAGUUUGAACUUCUCACCAUCAAGAACCAGAAGCUUGAGAGUCUUUGCAGGGCUUUGCAGGAGCAAAGAAAGAGCCUAUCUGAGAUGGUGCAGGGAGCUCAACCAGAUAUACAUGAUCCUGAGCAAGAACUAAAGAAAGGCAGUGAGGUGCAGGAGGCUCCUAAAGACCCAAACGAGGAACCAGCUCAGAACACAGGAAGUCUCACCUCUGCUGGAGCACCAGUGCUCACAACUCCACUAACCGAAGCACUGGCUAAACUAAAGGCUGAGCAGGCUCUCCUGAAAGAGAUUGCUGGUUCUUUCACAAUAUCUCACACGGCAACCACAGAAUCAGCAGAUACUCAGUCACAUGGACUCUCUGGGGGCAUCCAAGAGCCAGAGGAGAAGCAGGCGGAGGAGAGCAAACACCAGGAUGUCCAUGAGGAUCAAAAUCAAGAACAGAGAGAUCGGGAGAUGGAGUCAGUUGAUUAAUGCUGAAACCACUGUGGCAGAAAACCUGCUGCAUGUGUGAUUACUGAAAAUAAAAUAAAAAAACAAUGUGA
Molecule: messenger RNA, 1816 nt
Organism: Girardinichthys multiradiatus
Lineage: Eukaryota; Metazoa; Chordata; Actinopteri; Cyprinodontiformes; Goodeidae
Gene: txlnbb
Product: taxilin beta b
Exons: 10
Coding region: 12-1745 (577 amino acids)
Molecular function (GO): syntaxin binding
Source: RefSeq, a predicted model, not a curated record